AUGCGCCGCUCACUGGACAGGGCCGUGCUGCGGUGUGUGUGGCGCGUCGCCGUUGGCGUGCAGCUGCGCACCAUCAUCCCCGGGCAGAUCCCAACAGACGCCGCCUCGGGCGACCCUGCUGCUGGCACGCCCGGGUGGGAGCUGCGGCGCGGGCAUCAUCUCCAGAGCAGUGUUGGUCUGCACACGCCUUUCCCCACUGCCUGUGGUCGGACGUUUAAUCCGCAGCUGUACUACGAGGUCUUGCAGGCCUGCUGCGAUCAGCAGUGGCUUCAGGCAAUUCAGCGGGAGAUGCGAAAUGAUACGGAGUGGGUGGAGUCACUUCGUCGUGAGGGCGGUGUUGCGAAGGCUAUGAACGCUCUCACAGAGUCAACGUACCACGAUGAUGAGUUCAUGAUGAAGCUCCAGGAUACCCUGAAAACCGACAAGAAGAUGUCGCUGACUCUCUGCGCCAUACAAGAGAGCUACGAGCGAAUUCGAAACAAACGGGACAUGCACGAGACUCAUGUCGCGGCGGAUGGUGGACCUGAUCCGUAUGCGACCAUGCGCCAGAAACAACAGGGUCAGUUUGGCAACAAGCUUACUUCGUUUUAG
This is a messenger RNA of Trypanosoma grayi, 591 nucleotides long. RefSeq names its product putative complement regulatory protein. The record is from RefSeq and is a predicted model, not a curated record. Bases 1 to 591 code for a protein of 196 amino acids. Lineage: Eukaryota; Euglenozoa; Kinetoplastea; Trypanosomatida; Trypanosomatidae. The transcript has a single exon.